GUGAUCACUGAUUUUUCAAUCUUCGGGAGUUUCCGGUGUUGGGGAAUUUCAUUUAGUUUCUGUUCGUAGGAGAUAGGAAGAGAUCGAUCUGAAAUUUCAGGAAUCACACAAAAUUUACCCAGGUCUGGAAACUGAGAUUUCUUGAGAUACAUCAAUGGCUGGCCAGACUGAUCCUCAUAUUUCACUGUUUUCUCCACAAGAGGUUGAGUUUAUGGCAGAGGACGAACUGGUGGAGAUCGUUCCUAAUAUGAACAUGGAGCAACUCAAUUUCAUCAGUGGCGAUUUCGGUAAGUUCAUUCCUCAGAUUCCGACAAAGGUGCCUCUGUGGCUUGCAGUGGCACUGAAGAGGAGAGGAAAAUGCACGUUCCGGCCUCCUGGGUGGAUGUCUGUUGAUAAUUUGACUCAGAUCUUGGAAGCAGAACGUGAAUCUCAGUCGACAUUUCAGGAAUUACCAUUUAGUUACGUGGAAAUAGCCAGACUACUUUUUGACCAUGCACGUGAUGAUAUUCCAGACAUGUAUAUGGUGAGAUCCCUAGUCGAGGACAUCAGAGAUGUGCGGCUUCACAAACUCGAGACUAACUUGGGAUCAUUUCAAGGUACAUCUGCAGUAAAGAUCUCCAACGUUUCGGCAAUGGAAGUGAACAUAGUCCGACCAUUUGUGAUAAGAGCCUUAGAAGCAUUUUAUAAGCAUGACAAGCCAGAGGCUGAUGUAGACAGAGACACUAGAAGUAGUAGACAACAGCGUGAAGCCAACAAUGAACCAAGGGAUCUCUCCACGGCUUCGUCCUCUUCAUCCGCGGCGAUUCCGGUGAAGAUCAUUCCUCUCCAGCAUCCCGAUUCCACCUCUUCUGAUCCUCAUUGUCACUCCAUUCCCUUCAAUGAUUUCUUCUCCCGAUGGACGGCGAAGAUCAAGCGUAUGACGUUCUUCGACUGGAUUGAUACCAUAUUUCCUUGCUUCCUUUGGAUUCGGACAUACCGGUGGCAUCAAUACUUUAAGCUCGAUCUUAUGGCUGGUAUCACCGUCGGUAUCAUGCUUGUUCCCCAGGCAAUGUCGUAUGCAAGGUUAGCUGGGCUUCAACCAAUAUACGGUCUAUACUCCUCAUUUGUGCCUGUAUUUGUGUAUGCCGUGUUCGGUUCAUCCCGUCAGCUUGCAGUUGGACCUGUAGCAUUAGUUUCCCUUCUCGUCUCGAAUGCCUUGGGUGGAAUUGUUGAUUCAUCUGAAGAGCUAUACACUGAGCUUGCCAUUUUGCUGGCUCUUCUGGUUGGGAUAUUUGAGUGCAUUAUGGGGUUCUUGAGGCUUGGAUGGCUUAUUCGUUUCAUAAGUCACUCAGUCAUUUCUGGAUUUACAACUGCUUCAGCUGUUGUGAUUGGGUUAUCCCAAUUGAAAUACUUCCUGGGGUAUAGCGUUUCUCGGAGCAGUAAGAUUAUGCCAGUAAUUGAGAGCAUAAUAGCUGGAGCUGAUCAGUUUAAGUGGCCACCUUUCUUGUUGGGAUCUACCAUUCUGGUGAUCCUUUUAGUAAUGAAGCAUGUGGGAAAAGCAAAGAAGGAACUUCAGUUCGUACGAGCAGCAGGACCGCUCACAGGGCUUGCUCUUGGUACAAUGAUUGCAAAAGUGUUCCAUCCACCUUCCAUCACACUGGUGGGAGAUAUACCUCAGGGACUUCCAAAGUUUUCUUUCCCAAAAAGUUUUGAUCAUGCUAAAUUACUGCUUCCAACAUCGGCUCUCAUUACUGGUGUUGCCAUCUUGGAAUCUGUAGGUAUUGCGAAAGCACUAGCCGCGAAAAAUAGAUACGAAUUGGAUUCAAAUUCAGAGUUGUUUGGUCUUGGUGUUGCAAAUAUACUUGGGUCACUAUUCUCUGCAUAUCCAACUACAGGAUCCUUUUCUAGGUCAGCGGUGAAUAGUGAAAGUGAAGCCAAGACUGGCCUAUCAGGCCUUGUAACAGGAAUUAUCAUUGGAUGUUCUCUACUGUUCUUGACCCCAAUGUUUAAAUAUAUACCACAGUGUGCUUUAGCAGCAAUAGUGAUCUCUGCUGUUAGUGGCUUGGUGGACUAUGAAGGGGCAAUCUUUCUGUGGCGUGUGGACAAGAGAGAUUUUACUCUUUGGACCAUCACUAGCACUACCACUUUGUUUUUUGGAAUAGAGAUUGGGGUCCUCAUUGGUGUUGGUUUUUCACUUGCAUUUGUUAUACACGAGUCUGCAAACCCUCAUAUAGCUGUCUUGGGGCGUCUUCCAGGGACCACUGUGUACAGAAACAUGAAGCAGUAUCCAGAGGCAUAUACUUACAGCGGGAUUGUGAUUGUUCGAAUCGAUGCUCCCAUUUAUUUUGCCAACAUAAGCUACAUCAAGGACAGGCUACGAGAAUAUGAAGUAGCUAUCGACAAACACACAAGCAAGGGACCAGAUAUGGAGAGGAUCUACUUUGUUAUCCUGGAAAUGUCUCCUGUCACAUACAUAGACUCGAGCGCAGUAGAAGCUUUAAAAGAUUUGUACGAGGAGUAUAAAACAAGGGGCAUUCAGCUAGCAAUCUCGAACCCAAACAAAGAGGUUCUCUUAACUCUAGCAAGAGCAGGCAUUGUGGAACUUAUUGGCAAAGAAUGGUUCUUCGUGAGAGUACACGAUGCAGUCCAAGUUUGUGUUCAUUACGUCAACACACCCACAAAUGUUGAAGAAAGUAGCAAAUCAAGCUUAUGGAGAAGAAGUGGCGCGAAAAACUCACCAUCAUACGCUGAAGUUGAACCCGACAUAGUUUUUAAGGAACCAUUGUUGUCCAGGGAGAAAUAAAGAAAUUCAACACUCCGAUUCUUUUUGCAAUAAUGUAAUAUAUGUAUCAAAUAAAGCAUUCACUUUGGUGGAGAAAAAUGUGAUUCCCAUUUCUCUGAUUUAGCCUCAAGAAUCAAUGUCUUACGUAUGU
Molecule: messenger RNA, 2912 nt
Organism: Arabidopsis arenosa
Lineage: Eukaryota; Viridiplantae; Streptophyta; Magnoliopsida; Brassicales; Brassicaceae
Source: the annotation of a GenBank genome assembly